Molecule: messenger RNA, 3978 nt
Organism: Thunnus maccoyii (southern bluefin tuna)
Lineage: Eukaryota; Metazoa; Chordata; Actinopteri; Scombriformes; Scombridae
Exons: 2
Coding region: 1422-2525 (367 amino acids)
Source: RefSeq, a predicted model, not a curated record
AUAGAUAUAAUUAUACUAUAGAUAAUGUACAGAUAUGUAUAGAUAACAAUGCUACUCAUUGUCACUGAUGUCUCGGCUGGUGUUACUGGGGGAACAGCUGCUUGGUACUGGGCAGAAGAUAUUUUGCUGAUGUGUACAACCUGAUAGUUUGUUUGUUUGGUGGCUUUUAACAGGAUUUAAAAAGGCAAUUGUAGAGAAAAGAUUGGCAUUACUAAAUGACUGGGCUGUUUCUGUGGAAAGCUAAUUAGGGAUAUUGAAAAAAAUAUAUAUAAACAUUAACAGGUGGUUAAAAAGUAACCAGAAAAAAAUGUGCAAACAAAUGAUUUUAUUAUCAAUUUUCAAUGUUUUAUCUGCUAUAAUUUAUUAUGUAUGAAUAUAGCAUCUUCCUAAAUUGCAUUAUAAUUAGUGUUAUGAUUUUGGUUCAUUUUCAGUUGUUCCCUGUCUUGCUGCUUCAGACUGCGUUUUCCUGAUUCACGUCCGCAGCGGGCCUACGGUGGCCGGCAUGAAUGUGGGACUAGCCCCUCUCUCACAAUCAUGGAUGUAUAAUAAGAGCUCUUAUAAUACAUCUAUGCUCACAAUGCAAUGUGUGUUGUACGUGGGAAGAUAUGAGUGUUCAUGUGUUCAAUGUAGAUGUAGAUGUGAUGACAUGUGGGGCAGACAGCCCGCCGCCCCGCAGCAGCGUCAUUUGAAAUAUUUUAAAUGACGCUGCAGUGCGGCUACAGCGCGAGCUUGAAAUUUACAGUCGGCAAAAGAGGGGAGACUUUCCUCCAACGCUAGCAAACUUGAAUGAAUUAAGUGGAUUUCAUAACCAAGCACAGGGUACAAACCCUUUAUUUGGAGGAGAAACUGGAUUUAAAGCGCCUCGGAGCCCACCAGCCACGGAGUACUGUCAUCACUCAAACUGCUGGUUAAAUUAACCGCGGGAGGAAAAACCGCCAUGCUGCCCUUUUCUGAGCCGUCAGCUGCAGGUCUCAACGAGGGGAGUCACAUCCACCUGCUACAUGAUGCACAUUUCCUUGUUUGAACAUCACUCCCGGAGUUUGGGGUGUUCCCCAGAGAAGUCGCUAAGGAGAUGGGUGGAUGAGGAGGGAGGAGCAGCUAAAGAGACGGGAGGAGGAGGAGGAUGGAGUAUCCUUGUGGAACAUUUAAAAUGGUGAAGAUGCUCGAAUUUUGGUUAAUGGCAGGGGUACCAGGCAGGGUCGUUCUGACCCCACGAAGUAUGAAUGGAUGAACCAGUUAAGUUAAUGUUGCUCGUUCUGAUAACUUUGGCUGCUGUCUGUUUGCUUUUGAGAGCUCUGAGUGGGCCAGGGUGCAAGACCCGCCACUCUUAACUGCGAUCCAAGCGACGAGAAGCGAUUAAGCCAACUGACCCCUCUAACCGACUGUGAUAGGACAGGUCACCUGCUGUCAUAGAGGGAAAGAUGUGGUCCACAUCUAGGGCGAGUGGAGUAGUUGCCAGGAGCAGGCUAUUACUCAAGAGGAAGGAGGAGGAGAGCCCGGCUGGGACUCCUAAAAGAAAGAAGGUACCAUCUGGAGCGAGGGCUCUUUUCCCGGCUGGGAAAAGAGCAGGCAUGAUCUUCCUAAGCACGGAGAAGGGAUGGAAACCCAAGCGGGCUAGCAAGGGUCUUCCAUCGACAGUCAUGGUGGGCCUCCGGGUGCCAUGGCUAGUCCAACCGUGCAGGUUGUGCGCUGCCAGUCUGGGCUCGGUGAGGGCCGCCCAGACUCACUUGAGGAAAGCACACAAACCAAGGGUGAUUCUUUUCAUCUGCGGCAAGUGUGCUGGUACUCACAAGACCCCACACCGAGCGACGUGCCACGCAGCGAAGUGUGGGGCAACCCAAUCCGGAGCGGGUACCAUCACGGGGUUUGCCUGCAAUACAUGCCCUAAAUCUUUCUCCUCACAGAGGAGCCCCUUGGCCCAUCAGAGGAGGAAACACCUGGGCUUGUAUGUCAGCAAGGCAAGAGAGCGGAAGGCUAAGGCGGCAACCGACAGUGGGUGGACCCAGGCCGAACUGGCAACCCUGGAGUGCGUACACAACGACCUCGGCGGAAAAUCUGGGUUCCUCGAGGCAGCGGUUUCGGCCCUCCCCCACUACACGAAGGCCCAGAUACAGCGAAAAUGGAGGAGCCUCAGGAGGCUGAGGAGAAAAACUGUGGAUAAGUCCCCCACAGCGGUUGCCUUAGGGAAGUUGCCGGACCUCAGUGAGGAGCUGCCUCUCAGAGCCCCGGUGGCCCUGGUCAAGGAGCACCUUGCAAAGACCUUGCAGGUGAACAGUGCUGAUGGCGUGUCACCACUGACCUCCUCCUGCAAGGCAACCAACCGUUAUCUGAGGAAAGUACUCGCGGAUUCGGGGCCACGCUCGAAUCGUGAGUACGGGAAGGAAGACCUGGUCGGAUCGUCAAAAACGCCUCAAAAUGAACAAGAGGCUCCGAUACAAGAACUUGCAGACGCUGUAUCGGAGCAACAGAAGCUCUGCUGCGAGGUUGGUGCUCGAUGGCAGGGAACAAACGGUCUGCCGUAUUGAUCCCAGACUGGUCACUGAGACAUACAAGGGGAUAUGGGAGAGAGACGACAGUUUCUUGGGCCUUGGUUAGUUCGCCUCCUUGCCGGAGGCGGACAACUCGUCCCUAUGCCCUCCCAUCUCACGGCUGAGGCGCUACAGGCACUUCGGAAGAUGGACCAGGCGAGUGUGCCUGGUCCUGAUGGCGUUGGACGGCCUCGGACGGUUGCCGAGGUGCCUCAAACAGAGCCGAACCACCUUGAUCCCCAAGUCUAGUGAUCAGAGUAAAGCCGGCGACAUUAACAACUGGCACCCCAUUACAAUCGGCUCGGUAGUCUUGAGAGCGUUCUCAAGAGUCUUGACGAUGAGACUGACCGAGGCUUGCGCCAUCCACCCUCGUCAGCGGGGCUUCACAGAAGCGCCAGGCUGCUCCGAGAACCUGGCCAUCCUCGACGGACUUAUCCGGGUAAGUCCCAGAGGAAAACAUUGGCUGUCGUGUUCAUCGAUCUGACCAAGGCAUUCCACACUGUCUCCCACAAGCAUAUUGCCGAGGUGCUUGAGAGAUGUGGAAUGGAUGAGUUGAUUAGAGGUCUCAUCCGAGACUCCUACAGGAAUUGCUUCUCGACAAUAAAGACUGCUCAAGGCGACACCAGGAAGAUCGGGAUCAAGGUGGGUGUAAAACAAGGCAAUUCAAUGUCUCCUCUGCUCUUCAACCUGGCCCUCGACCCACUUCUCCACAUGUUGGAGAAGCUGGGGGUGGGGUUUAGUGUUGAGGGCACCGCCAUCACCUCACUGGCGUUCGUGGACGACCUGGUGAUUCUGAGUGACUCGUGGGAGGGUAUGUCCAGGAACUUGGAAAUCCUGGACAGAUUCUCGGACCUUACGGGCCUGAGGACCAAUCCCACCAAGUGUCAUGGAUUCCUUAUUGGGAGCGACGGCCCAAAACGAUACACAGUCAACGACUGUGACACUCGGUCACUCUCGGGAAUGCCCAUUCACAUGGUGGGGGAGCAGGAAUCGGCGAAGUAUCUGGACAUCCUGAUAAAUCCCUGAAAAGGGAUCCUGAAUCCCCCACUAAGAGAUACAAUAAAAGACAUGACGGACAGGAUAUCUAAGGCCCCCCUGAAACCAUCUCAGAAGGUCGAGCUUCUGAGAACGUACGCUAUCCCACGGACGGUGUACGUCGCGGACCACGGCUCGGCCUCACAAACAGCGUUGGACGAGUGUGACAGGGACAUUCGGACACAGGUGAAGAAAUGGCUCCACCUGGAGCCAUUCACCACCGACGGGCUGCUGUACAGCAGAUGUGUGGAUGGAGGACUUGGUAUCAUGAGAUUAGCUGCCCAGAUCCCGGCAAUCCAGCUAAGGAGGCUGUUGUCUCUGUACAACUCGACCGAUGACUGCACCAGGACGAUCUCCAGAGCCUCCAUCCCAGUGUCCCGGAUAUGGCAGCUCUGGCGGCAGGUGCUGCGGGAUG